GUUUGGCGUUUUGAAUGUACUGUUGCGCUGCGCCGCUUAUGGCAGAAUACGAUUUUAUUUCUUUGAAACAUAAUUUAAAACCUAUUUCAGAGUUCAAUCCUAUUUCUUCAAUGAUAGCAAUAGUAUAUUAGCCGAGAAAAUGGUACGUUUGACGGCUGAUUACAUUGUGAAAUGCAACGGGCAUACAAAACGUCAGAGAGAUGAAUCUACAAAUCGAUAUCUUAAACGCAUCACUCAUCUUUAUAUGGCCGAAAGGAAUAUUGAAGGAAUUGACAACCUAUCUGCAUGUCGCAAUCUUACUGUGUUAUAUUUGUACGAUAACAAAUUGAAUCGAACAUUGAAUCUUGGAACAGCACAGACUCUCACACAUUUAUAUUUACAAAAUAACAAUGUUUCUAAAAUUGAAGGAAUUGGUCAUUUAUAUCGACUCACAAAACUAUAUAUUGGAUACAAUAGUAUAUCAGUAGUUGAAGGAUUGCAAGGUUUAUCUCAACUCAGAGAACUACAUGUCGAACAUCAGAGGAUUCCUGCUGGAGAAAAGUUACUGUUUGAACCCAGGACGUUAGUUGGGCUAUCGAAAUGUCUGAAUGUUCUCAAUGUUUCUGGCAACCAUAUGGACACACUCAAUGAACUCUCAAUUUUGAGUGAACUUCUUCAUCUUAUCGCUUCUGAAAAUUAUUUGUAUGAUUUUGAGGAUCUCACUCAAGCUCUCGAUUCCUGGAGAAACUUACAGAAACUGGAAUUGAGUGGAAACCCAAUUUGUCACAAGGCAAAAUACAGAGAUAAUAUUAUCGUCAAAUGCCAAUCUCUAGAAUUGUUAGAUGGGAAACGUAUCAACAAUUUGGAAAAGAAAUUUUUAUUAAGCUGGAAAGCUUCGAAAGAAGCCAGAAGAAGAAUGAAAUUAGAAAGCAGAAUGAUGGGUGAUUUGCCACCCAUUCAGCCCCACUCUCAGCCUCCAGCCCCACCCCCUCAUUACAGCAUUGGAGGAUUACCAGGAGGCAGAAAACGUUUUGAAAUGAUUUUAGCAAAAUCAAGGAGUCUUCCAGCAUCAGCGAUCCCAGUUCAAGAAUCGAAAAGGGUUCAACAAUAUUCAUCUCCUGCAGCAAGGAUGCCACAGAAUAAUGUCCCACCACCUCCUACACUGGGUCACAAGAGUAUAAGCGAUGUCACUAAUUUGAAGAGCGAGAGACAAAUGACCCCUCACCCAAAUGCGACACACAAGGCUCGAGGUAAGCAUAACAAUGCUAAUGGUGUUCUCAAGGAAACUGAUUUUAUUCCACAAGAUAGGGCUACAUUUGCUGAGAUUCCUCCGAACUUGAACGGAUCACAAAACGGAUCCUUAAUGGGACAAAAACGAGGCUUUCUAAACAGUAAAACCAAUCAGAGGUUCACUCAAAGAACUGGAUUUUCGGGACAUAGCACAAGAUUUUUACGACAAACAGAUGGUCGCAGUGACAGUGAUAUACAAGGUGAACCAGCGUUAUUUUCCGCACAAGGUAUACAGUCGUUAACACUCGGAAUGAAUGGACACAAAGAUGACCAUGCAAUGCCAGUAGAAGGUCCAUCGAAAUUUGGUAAACCAGCUUUUUUGCAAGGACGCCGUGGAAACCAAAUUAAUAACCAGGGUGAAAUUACAGGACUACUUGCCCCAAUGUCAUCACCUCGGAUGGAAGGGGGGGAAGGGGGGCCAGUAAAACCUCACAUUAACGGCACGAGUCCACGACCUAUUGCAGUGUCUCCAUGACAUUUUUGUAAUAUACAUUACCCAUUAUUUUCUUGUAUUUCUGCUGUUUUGUGUUCGUGAUGGAGCAUGUUCCAAGCUUGAUUCUAAUUGUAAAAUAUUUUUCUGUAAUUUAUAUGGAGAUUUCUAUUCCAUUUUUGCCAUUUGUUAUGCUUUCUAAUAGUAGCGUGCAUCAAAAAUUUGAAAAUUGCUUUUUCAAGGAAUUGUCUUGCCAGAUUAAAAAAGUUCCGGUAAUUAAUUUUGUUUGAAGGAAGAGAAGAAAAAUAUCCUACUCAUAUGUAUAAAUUUAUUUUUAUGAAAAAUAGUGGCAAAUGUGUUAUUUAUUAAUAUAUGAAAAACAGUGUUCAAGAUAUUAAAUAAUAUUUAAAUAUAUUAUUGAGCAGGCUACUUCAGCUGCUGAUGUCACUUUGAAUUUUUUUGCUGCUUUUUAUAUGAUUUAUUGUACAUUCCACUGUAUAUUUUUGAUAUAUAUUCUGUCAUUGUCAGCCAAGUUUGGCUCAUAGGUACAGUCUAUCUAUUUACAUAGUACCGUAGGUUGUUCAUUUCAUCUUCCCAUUAUUCUUGAUUGAGUUAAAUCUGCUGAAUCAUUCUAUUAAACUGGUUAAUUAUUACUGCUGAGUAAUCAUCUGGUCAAGAUUUCCCUCCAUAUUGGUUCAUCUCUUCAAUAGCAUCCGCUGUUUUGCAAUUAUUUGUUCAGUCUCAGAACAUUCUUUAUGGUAAUAUGUCUCUGGACCCCAUCAUUGGUGGACAACUGAUUGAAUUUGGUUUACUGACUACUGUGAAUCGGCUAUUCUCUCCGUAUUUUUUUUUUAUAUCAGCCAAGUAAUGGCAGCGAAAAUUGCGUUGUUUUUGUAUGGUUAUUUUCUUUUACCUUGUACAUUGAUUAAAAUAUAAAAAAUGUUU
Molecule: messenger RNA, 2644 nt
Organism: Styela clava
Lineage: Eukaryota; Metazoa; Chordata; Ascidiacea; Stolidobranchia; Styelidae
Molecular function (GO): protein binding
Source: RefSeq, a predicted model, not a curated record